Messenger RNA from Camellia sinensis, 474 nucleotides. RefSeq lists its product as uncharacterized. The record is from RefSeq and is a predicted model, not a curated record. Lineage: Eukaryota; Viridiplantae; Streptophyta; Magnoliopsida; Ericales; Theaceae.
AUGCAUAUCCAAUCUAUUGACUAUGAGGUUUGGAAAAUCAUCUGUGAUGGUCCCAAAGUCCCUACCAAAACCAUAGAUGGCUUGUUAGUUCCCAAAUUUGAGAGUGAAUGGUCUAGUGCUUAUUAUAAAGAUAUUCAAGGCAAUGUUAAAGCUGUUAAUAUGUUGUAUUGUGCACUUGAUGCUACUGAGUUCAAUAGAAUAUGCACUUGUACAACGGCAAAAGAAAUUUGGGAUAAACUUAUUGUAACUCAUGAGGGAACUACUCAAGUCAAAGAGUCUAGAGUUAGUGUGCUUGUCCACAACUAUGAACUUUUCAAGAUGAAACUUGAUGAGAACAUAUCCCAAAUGUUCACCCGCUUUACAGAUAUUAUAAACAAUCUAAAAUCUCUUGGAAAGACUUAUACUAAUGCAGAAAUUGUCAGAAAACCCUCAGAUCAUUGCCAAAAAGCUGGAAAAACAAAGUCAUCGCAAUGA